Molecule: messenger RNA, 705 nt
Organism: Didymodactylos carnosus
Lineage: Eukaryota; Metazoa; Rotifera; Eurotatoria; Philodinida; Philodinidae
Source: the annotation of a GenBank genome assembly
AAGCGAACUAAUUUUAUGAUUGCUAGCACUGUGGAGAUUAUCAUGACAACAAAUGAUACCAUACUCAUGAAGACUAUCCUACUUUGUGCUACCCACUGAAAAAAAAAUAAUCAAGGUUCAUGUAGGAUCUCCGCGGGUUGUGCGUGUUAAAAUAUCUGGUUUGUUGUUGUUGUUGCUGCUUCUUACCUUUAGACAGACCAUAACAAAAUCCUGCGUAGUUUAUGCAGGAGUAGCGUGGAAAAACUCUUGCGUAAAGUUAAGAAACAUCACCGGAUACUUUAAUAUACACAACUCGUAGGCUUUCUGCGCAAAGUCCUGUGGAAUUUUAUUCUGAAAGAAAAAGGCUUCUUUCACCGCAUUUUAAACAUAUGUUUAAAAUGAGAUGAAAGACGCCUUUUCUAAUGUCUGAAAUCGUGCGACGGUGAACUGAAUUAAAAUGACCUUUGAAUAUAUUCAAAGACUAACUCCUACUUCUACUCUCUUAACUUCUUUGCUUUAUUGUUCGAUAAAAAGACAAAAAACUCUUUAUUAAAAUAAUAUCAUCUGAUUUAUGUUCAAUUAUGUUUUGGCAUAUUAAACGCUGGAUGCACUAUCAUUUAAAAUACAUGGGAAAUGUUUUUCCGAAUUUUAGAGGAUCAAGAAGAAGUAUAUAUGACUGAAAGUUUAGGAUCACUGAAAGCAAGUCGGCGUCCGUCCGCAAAAUGA